Eufriesea mexicana is the source of this 972-nucleotide messenger RNA. It is a transcript of the gene Obp11, whose product is annotated as odorant binding protein 11. The transcript has 6 exons. The record is from RefSeq and is a predicted model, not a curated record. NCBI's taxonomy places the organism in Eukaryota, Metazoa, Arthropoda, Insecta, Hymenoptera, Apidae. The coding region runs from base 494 to 919 and encodes 141 amino acids. Gene Ontology annotation, molecular function: odorant binding.
CAUAAGAAACGGGAGGUUUAACUGCGCAAGACACGUUUGUCCAUAUAAUUUAACGUGUUCGUAAUAAAAAUGUAAUUAACGACGAUUCGAACAUGUUAGAAGUGAACACGAAAUCUGAAUAUCAAUUGAACGUUUUGAAAAAUAGUGUAUUUCAUUGUCCACCAUCGUGUUCGGUAAUUGCUCCUUUAUCGUAAUUUGUACCGCUGUAUUUACGCUAGACUUUAUAUUUUUGUUGGAGCUUAACACCUUCUUUAGCCACUACACGUUAUCAUUAGGUAAACGUCUGAUCAAGGAAGUACGUUUCCGUGUCCAUUUGGCGAGAAAGAUCGAAUUGUUACGUAUAAUUUGAAAAUUAUACUGACCGAUUUUCGCUUUCCGCUUGAAGCGAAUAGCGGACGUCUAUAAAUGAUCCGGAUUCAUAGUAGUAGAUCGUAUACACCCGACCAGUACACUAUCCGAACAUUAACAUCAAAGGACACGCAUUAGUGAUAACAUGAGAGUCAUGGGAAUUUGGUUGGCUUUGAUGUGUUUUCUGGCGUUGCAACUUAAUUUAGCUUGCGGUGGUAUGAGCGAUAUCGACGAAUUUAGAAAAAUGACGGCCAAUUAUAGAAAAAAGUGUAUGGCGGAAACUAAGGUGAAACUCGAAAUUAUUGAGGACACUGAAUAUGGAGAAUUUCCGGAUGAUGAUAAGUUGAAAUGUUACUUCAAAUGCGUCCUCGAAAAGUUUAAAAUGAUGGACAAGGAUGGUAAGAUAAAGUACAAUUUACUGAAAAAAGUAAUUCCAAACGCUUAUAAAGAAUUGGGUAACGAGAUGAUUGAUAGUUGUAGCGACGUUGAUGAUGUGGACAAAUGCGAAAAGUCUUUCAAGUUUAUGAAAUGCAUGUAUGAAGUCAACCCUAUAGCAUUUAUUGCUCCGUAACCAUCACAGAAGUAAAGUGAAUCGUUUAAACAAUCCUUAUCGUUUCAAACUGA